AUGGAGUCAAGUUUGGAGGGCGAUGAAGGAAGUCAGAAGAUGAAACGGGCUGGACAUCACACACUUCUGGCCAAACAUUUGCAAGGGAAGAAGCCGGAAUGGGAUGCCAUCUCCUCACAGAAGCAACCGCUGCGUCUCCUUGACCUUCCUGUCGACAUUCUUCAAGCCAUUCUCAGAGAACUCACGCAUACUAACGAUCUCACCUCACUCGCUCUCACCCACUCUGCGUUGCACGCUCUUGUCAUUCCGCACAUCUACUCCAGAUUUGAUAUUGUCUGGCCUGAUGCGAAUGCCACCUUUGAGAACCGCAUGGGAGUCGACGCUUUGACAUAUGGACUGGCAACGCUGGUUAUGACCCAGGAUGUCUUCGGUGAGGCUCCAUACCAACAGCAGCCUUUGUAUCAAUGUCAACAGUGCGGACACCACAAUCACCCCAGUCCUUCCAAUCCCAGCGGCCCUCGAAAGAUACGACGUGGCAACUACUUUGCUCAAUAUACCAAGAAAUUUAGUCUAGGGAACGGGCCGUCGGAUUGGGUUCAGGAGUACCUCAUAACCAAAGAAGGCGGCAAAAUGCUCGGCACCCUGGUUGCUCUCGCCGUUGGGAGGAUGCGAAAUCUGGAAGCAUUUAUCUGGGAUAUGCCCACUGGUGUUCUCCGAGAUGUAUGGCUGGCUCUCGCCUCUCUCGGUAACCGUGACGACGGACAAGAAUGUCGCCUGGAUCGAAUAUGGGUUCGCUGGCACGACAAUCAAGAUCAGGGCCCCUUGGCUUCCCCUCCACUACCAGGAGCCGGCCCCGGCGUGCACGUUUCGAACUUACCAUCCAUCCUAGCAGGCACAGCAAAUGCCUUGUUUCAGAUUCCUCCUUAUCCUCGAGUUGAAUUUCCGACCUUUUCAAUAUUGCCUCCCCUCCGAAGCCUUAGUGUUCUGGACAUUGAUGAGUUACCGUAUGCCGAAGAAAUGAGUGUUUUAAUCGAGAGGUCACUUGACAAGAUGGAAGAACUGCGAGUUGGAAUGGCUCCACACGCCCAAUACGACAUAUGGGCUCGGCCCACAGAUAAUAGGGCUCCUGUCUUGCAGCCUUUGAUGUCUUCACCAAGUGAUCAGACGCCCAGACCUGGAGGGAUUCUGGGAAUCCUGGUACAUCGAUUCUGUGAUCCAUUUGUUCAAGAUCGAAGCAAAGAGUUCACUUCUGGUCAUGAAACGCAAGAAUACUUGAUUCCAGAGGUGGACGAGUCUCAAAACCCAGAAUAUGGCGAAGAGGGCAAAGAUGACUCUGUUGAUCAAAGUCAGGCCGAGGAUGUGGAACAUCUUGGUGCUCUUCUUUUAGCCCAGAACCUCCAGGAUGAGGAAUUGGAACCUGCAGCAAAAGCAACUACCUGUCCCGGGCAGCUUCAUGUUCCAAAACAAAACCACCUUCGAAAAGUGAGCGAGUCUUUCAAUGACCCGCACCAGGAGGAACGUUCUUUCCGCAAGCUCCGGUUAAACACAUUGGAGCUCGAACGAAUCUAUCUUUCGAUCACAGUCUUGUCCAAAGCUAUUGACUGGUCUAGGUUGAGGACUCUUACCCUCUUGGGUUGUAGGAAUCACGAGCAAAUUUGGAAGGCACUUCGCAAACAGUUUACCCCCACCAGUCGAAGGAGGGUAUCCUCGACAGGAUUCAGAACAUCUGGAAACAGCUCCUCGAAGGUAGCUGACGAAACAGCGUCGUCAUCUCUCGAACCCGCUCCCUCGGAUUAUCCACUUGGACUCAAGAGGCUUCACACCGACACAGUCUCGCCCUCGUUGAUCGCAUUUAUCAAAGACACCCUUGCACCGGAUAGCCUUGAGUGGCUUUUCUUGCAAGCAAACCCCACCUACAAGUCUCAAGUGUCAAUAGACAUGAUAUACAGGGGGGCGAUCCGCAGACAUCGCGGAAGUCUAAGGAAACUGCUCAUUGACAGCACGUUGCGGACCGAAGAUCCAGACCCACCAGACACAUGGAGACGAUGGGUAUUGAAUCGUGAAUUGAUAACUUGCAUCACGAGCGGAAAGAUGAAGCUUCGAGAGUUGAGUAUGUCAAUCGAUUACAAAGACUGGCACCACUUCCUUCGACGACUGCCAAAUGCGACAACACUGCGGUCACUACACAUUUCACACAUUGCCGAGCAUGUCAAUGGCACAGUGCACUCCCGUGACGCGGCAUUACAAGUUCUCGACAUUGUCGCGCUGAGACCAGAACUGGAAUUGUGUUAUUUGGGAAUCCAGACGCACUGUUAUGAAAUUCUCGAAUACGCAAGUACGCGGAAAGGCCCUGUCUUCACCGGUCUGAAUGGAUCUGGGAGCGGCGGUCACUCUGGUGAAGAUCUUGAUACUGAUCAGGAUGCAGGACCCGCCGGCGGGGACGCACAUUCAGCGCAGCAAGGUCAUCACCAUAGUCACCGGUUCUCUCAGGACGAUGACGAUGAUGAUGGAGACAUGGACGAUACGAGUGAUUUUGAAGUUGUCUCUGAUAGCGAUGAAGCAAUGACAGAUGAAGAGGGCGCGCAAGGGGCGGACUCAAACAUGCCCAAGCCAACCUGGCGCUUACGCGAGAUUCUCUUCUAUGACGACAAAAUUUCGAUCUUCAAAGCAAGACAUGGCAGAUUGUAA
Molecule: messenger RNA, 2628 nt
Organism: Exophiala spinifera
Lineage: Eukaryota; Fungi; Ascomycota; Eurotiomycetes; Chaetothyriales; Herpotrichiellaceae
Exons: 1
Coding region: 1-2628 (875 amino acids)
Molecular function (GO): protein binding
Source: RefSeq, a predicted model, not a curated record